CAAGUCCCCACAACACUGCAGGCUUACCUUGAAGCGAUCCCUGAUACUCUGCCCUGUCAGCACCUUCCUGGGUCCCACCCUUUACCUUUUGCUGGUGAUCUCACCUGGGUCACUCCCACUCCACUCAAUACCGGAAGGGAUUCUCGGAGACGCAGAUCCCCCAACAACCGCCACCAUGUCCAGCAAGAAGACCAAGGCAAAGACCACCAAGAAACGUCCUCAGAGGGCGACAUCCAAUGUGUUCGCCAUGUUUGACCAGUCUCAGAUUCAGGAGUUUAAAGAGGCCUUCAACAUGAUUGACCAAAACAGGGACGGAUUCAUCGACAAGGAGGAUCUGCAUGAUAUGCUGGCUUCUAUGGGUAAGAACCCUUCUGACGAGUACUUGGAAGGGAUGAUGAGCGAGGCUCCCGGCCCUAUUAACUUCACCAUGUUCUUAACCAUGUUUGGAGAGAAACUGAACGGAACAGACCCUGAGGAUGUGAUCAGGAACGCAUUUGCCUGCUUCGACGAAGAGUGCACAGGUUUCAUCAAUGAAGACCACUUGAGGGAGCUUCUCACUACGAUGGGAGACCGAUUCACAGACGAAGAGGUGGACGAGAUGUACAGAGAGGCCCCCAUCGACAAGAAGGGCAACUUCAAUUACGUGGAAUUCACCCGCAUCCUGAAACACGGAGCCAAGGAUAAGGACGACUAGAAUGUUUAUGGGGAAUGUGAAGGAUGGUGGAGUCUUACGGCGGCAAAACGUGGAAGUAAUUGUGAUGGGAACAGAAGCACGUUCCUUCCGUGUUUUGCAUCUGAAGGCUAAAGGCUUGAUAGCAAAAGAAAUCCCACCAAAACAGUAGGGGCCAUAUUUAAAACACUCAAAAUGAUGAGGUUAUGGUAUGUUAGAGGGAAGCGUCCAAUCACAAUCCAACACAAGGGUCUUCUGAUACACUUUUAACAAGCGCCAUCAGAGCUAAGAAGAUGCGUGAAGAGGUCCAUACUGGCUAAUCACACAUAUAUAUACCCCACACACAAGGUCUCAAUAACUUUACUUGGGGUGGGGGGCUGUAGUGUUGGUGCCUACAGCUAGGUAUAGAAGUCCAGCCUCGACGAUUUGCCUCUUUGUUAAAGUAAUAAUUCCUCUGACCUCAGCUCCUUAGAUGUGAAAAGUCUUAAUAAUAUAUAAACAUGAAUAAAUAAAUUUACUAUGGAAA
Messenger RNA from Spea bombifrons (plains spadefoot toad), 1196 nucleotides. RefSeq names its product myosin light chain 9 (gene MYL9). The record is from RefSeq and is a predicted model, not a curated record. Bases 176 to 694 code for a protein of 172 amino acids. Gene Ontology annotation, cellular component: cytoplasm; stress fiber; myofibril. Gene Ontology annotation, biological process: platelet aggregation; myofibril assembly. The transcript has 4 exons. Lineage: Eukaryota; Metazoa; Chordata; Amphibia; Anura; Pelobatidae. Gene Ontology annotation, molecular function: calcium ion binding.